CAAGCCAAACAGAGAGCGGGUCGAGCAGGAAGAACGGGACCGGGGAAGUGUUACCGUUUGUACACCGAGCGCGCCUAUAGAGAUGAGAUGCUGCCAACGAACGUUCCGGAGAUCCAGAGAACAAACUUAGCCAGUACCGUGCUGUCUCUUAAAGCCAUGGGGAUCAAUGACCUGCUGUCGUUUGAUUUCAUGGACGCCCCUCCUAUGCAGACCCUGAUAUCGGCCAUGGAGCAGCUUCACGCCCUCAGCGCUCUGGACGACGAGGGUCUCCUGACUAGGCUGGGAAGGAGGAUGGCUGAGUUUCCUCUGGAGCCCAUGUUGUCUAAGAUGUUAAUUAUGUCGGUCCACCUCGCCUGUAGUGAUGAAAUUCUGACUGUCGUCUCUAUGUUGUCCAUCCAAAAUGUCUUCUAUAGACCAAAGGACAAGCAGGAUUUGGCGGACCAGAAGAAAGCCAAGUUCCACCAGCCUGAGGGGGACCACCUGACACUACUGGCGGUGUACAACUCUUGGAAGAACAACAAGUUCUCCAGCCCGUGGUGCUACGAAAACUUUGUACAGAUCCGCACACUCAAGAGAGCCCAGGACGUCCGCAAACAGAUGUUGGGCAUCAUGGACAGACAUAAGUUAGAUGUGGUCAGUUGUGGUAAGAAUACGGCUCGGGUUCAGAAGGCCAUCUGCAGUGGAUUUUUCCGUAAUGCCGCGAAGAAAGAUCCCCAGGAGGGAUAUCGCACCCUGGUAGACAGUCAGGUGGUGUACAUACACCCCUCUAGUGCCCUCUUCAACAGACAACCAGACUGGGUGAUUUACCAUGAACUCGUGCUGACAACAAAAGAAUACAUGAGAGAGGUAACGGCCAUUGAUCCCAAGUGGCUUGUGGAAUUUGCUCCAAAAUUUUUCCGAUUCAGCGACCCAACAAAACUCAGCAAGCAGAAAAAACAGCAGAAAAUCGAGCCGUUAUACAACAAAUACGAAGAUCCAAAUUCCUGGAGAAUCUCAAGAGCUUUCAAGAAAGUCCACACGAAAGUUACUUUCUAGAUUUAAAUGUCUACUGUCUAUUUCUUAUUGGAAUCUUUAAUACUUGAUAAAAAGUGCUUGUCUUGUACAAUCUACAGAUGCCAGUUGUGAUUGUUCUAAUGUCUAAAAAUUGGAACAGUUUUAAAAAUCAUGCAUUUUUGUUAAAAUACUUUAAUGUCUGUGAAAAGAGAAAAGAAUUUGAAAAGGACAAUUUACUGAUAACGAUUAUAGAUAUUGAUUUUUUUAUCACUGUGCAUUGGGAUAAAUAACCUUUUGCAGAUUUAAUAUGUUUUUACAUGAAGUUUUUUUCAUAAAAAUUAGUAUAUAGUUUAAAUGGAGCUUUUAUUACUUUUAUUAAUUUGGAAACCUAAAAUAAGUUCAUAGAAAAAAGGGCCAUUUCUGAACACUUAAAAUUUUUAAUUAUAGACAUUGAUGUUGUGGAAUGUUACAUUGCACAUAAACAAGUAUGGACUGAAUUAUGUACGUAAUUUAUAUGUAUGUGAAAGUGAUAAAAUAAGUGUACUGUUUUAAACAAAUGAAAUAUUAUGAAUAAUUUUUUAACUCAAUGUGAUAUGCUUCACUCUCUACCUUCGUCUCAUAAAUUCACCUCUAGCUGUCAGCUUAUGGUUAUCAAAGUAAUAAAAUACAUGUAGAUUGAGAUACAUGUAUUGAUCUAGAAUUUUAAGUUUCAUUUGAAAUAAACAUUGCAAUAUUA
Saccostrea cuccullata (small rock oyster) is the source of this 1729-nucleotide messenger RNA. Its product is annotated as ATP-dependent RNA helicase DHX8-like. Gene Ontology annotation, molecular function: RNA binding; RNA helicase activity. The record is from RefSeq and is a predicted model, not a curated record. Lineage: Eukaryota; Metazoa; Mollusca; Bivalvia; Ostreida; Ostreidae. The transcript has 5 exons. The annotation marks the transcript as partial. Gene Ontology annotation, biological process: spliceosomal complex disassembly. Gene Ontology annotation, cellular component: catalytic step 2 spliceosome; intracellular anatomical structure.